AUGAUUCUUCAGAAUGGGUCUUAUGAACCUAAGCAAACAUUUUAGUCCAUCAACAACGACUACAUUUCAAAAACAACAUUUAGAGGGAGAGCAACUUAAACAGUCCAUUACCAAGUAAAUGGAACAGGAAGAGACACUUAUAUCAACAAGGACAAUGGAGGAUUUUGCAAGAUGUAUUAACCUUAUCCAUAUAAAUACGGUUAAGUUGGAACAUUUGUUCCAAAGAGGCAUCACACUCCAAGUGCUCCUAUAAUGCAUCCUAUGAAUGUUUAUUAUAGAUCAGAUGGAACUGGUAGGGACUCAUAUGUUGUAUAAACUAAUGGAGGAUUUACCAAUACUGGAAGAUUAUAUAACUAUAAAGAUGUAUUUAAACAAAGUUUGAGAUAAUACAACGACCCAAGAACGACUAAUCAUUACCCUUAUGUAAAGCUAGGUGGAAGACAAGCUGGAUUUGAUAAAGCAAAAAGUACUAACACAUUUUAGCAUUUCAAUACAAUUGUGCCUAAGACUUCGGAGAAUUAGGAGACAGAAGAGAAUGAAACUCCGAAUAAAGGAGGAUUCGCAUCAACUUAAUCAAGCGGUUUCUAUGGAAAUAGAAGAAGAGACAUUUUAUUAGAAAGUUAAUUGACAUAUGAUUACAAAUAUCACGUUGGUUAACAUUAACUUAGAAAAGUUCAAAAAAGCAUGGAUGCUAGACUAGCGAGACCUAAAUAUUCCAGGCAGGGUGGUGACUAGCAGCUUAAUACUAUUUCAAACUGA
Stylonychia lemnae is the source of this 759-nucleotide messenger RNA. The record is from the annotation of a GenBank genome assembly. NCBI's taxonomy places the organism in Eukaryota, Ciliophora, Spirotrichea, Sporadotrichida, Oxytrichidae.